Messenger RNA from Ogataea polymorpha, 1995 nucleotides. RefSeq lists its product as uncharacterized. Gene Ontology annotation, molecular function: protein phosphatase inhibitor activity. The transcript has a single exon. Bases 685 to 1293 code for a protein of 202 amino acids. The record is from RefSeq and is a predicted model, not a curated record. Lineage: Eukaryota; Fungi; Ascomycota; Pichiomycetes; Pichiales; Pichiaceae. Gene Ontology annotation, biological process: regulation of signal transduction.
GAGCUUUAAAUUGCAUGGGUACAUACAUACCAAAAUCGGCCCACCAUCUAGUCGUAGCCCGAAGCCCAUCAAAAAAAUCGGAUUUAAAAAAUGCUGUUCGGAACGUAGCUGAAAAGGGGAAACCUGGGUCUGUAAAGCAAGUGGUAGCUAGCAUCAAGUUCCUUCUGUCUAUAGACCCGGACAGAGCUUCGAAGCGCUCUCGGAAGCUAUUCUAGCACCGGCAACCUUCCCGAGCCCUCUCAAUUUCCAAGGUAGUGUACCACCCAGAUGCUACGCUAAACGGGCAAGGAAGGGAACUACAGAGAAAUGCCAAUUGUGGGCCCUGGAGGUGGCAGAAGUUGCCAUGUGGGGGCAACUCGCCCUGCUGAGAUAGGUCCGUUUCAUCCUGCCGCGAAAACGUGUGUCUGAGGCCAGGUAUCGGCGCUCAUCGGCUCUCCCUUUGGCAGUUUGACAGGUGUAGAAGCUUCCCGAACUUUUUUAAUCAUUAAACCUGCAUUAAAUCCGGCCAGAAUUCUCAGGGAACAAACGGCUCGGUAAAAAAUAGGAGCCGCCAAUUACCUCAUCCGGAUUAUGGGCGUGGUUUUUUUCUCAUUGAUUAGUCAUCGCCUAGCAUCCGUGCACGCGCAACCAGAUACACAUCUCUACCCCAGAAACACCUCUUUUUCCAUUCGUUGCGAUACUGCCAUGCCACGAGGAAUCCUGAAAAACGCACCCCAUGACGCAGAUUAUCGCGCCGACGAGCCCGGAAAGCUCAGCCCAGAGGCCAUGGAGUUCGAUCGCAAAAAAGUCAUCGAAAACACCCGUCUCAAUUCCAAGCUGUUUAGAGACUCCUCCUCGAAUGGCGACCUGAUUCGGUCCAAGAUUCAGGAGCAGAAAGAGCGUCUGCACCACACAGGCAACAUGGACCACCUCAAGUGGGACGAGAAAAACAUUUUGAUCAACGAGCUGGAGAAAAGCGCAACCAUGAAGAUAGACGAGCCAAAGACUCCGUACGAGGGGGGGUUCGACCCAAACAACGACUACUACCGCUCGGACAACGAAGAGGACGAGAUGGAGGCACUCGACCUUGGUGAGGGCGUCGACGACGAAGCGCCAGUUUACAACGAAAAUAGGAUCGAGGUGGUGCAACAGCCUGAGGAGAAGCCCGGGUCGGAGCCUGAGUCGGGCGACGAGAACAAGGAGUUGUCGCCAGAGGAAAAACACAGACUGUUUGAGGAGAGACGCAAACAGCACUAUCAUUUGAAAGCAAACCCUUUGAAACAACCUAUCCAGGUCAGUGACGACGAGGAAUGAUAAUAUUAAUAUGCACUAGCCUCUUUUGAUGGAAAGAAUAGUAUCUGUGUCGAUUUUCGCGCUAAAACACAGCUUUUCCAAGCGCACAAGCUCUUUUUCGAGCGCCUCGAAGUCUUCAGACUCGUACGCCUGCUGCUCCAGCUCCCGCAGCCGCUGGCUGUACGUUUUGCGCCACCGACAAUACUCGCCGUACGUGGUGAAAAACCGCUCGCCCAGCUCGUCAGACGAGUGGAGCUGGGUCUUGCGGUCCACACAGAACCAUUCGCCCGUCCUCGUCCACACAGAUAGUCCUUGCAGGCGCUCACAAAGACGGCACUCGGCAAUAGUGGGCAUAUUCUUGGCGCUCAGCUUCUGCUCCACAGGCUCGAUAGGAAAUAACAAUUUUUGUAUGGUGUCAGGAAGCCACCUUCCUAAAUAGAAGUGGCUCAAAAAAAUGCCAAAGUUAGACACAUGGUGCUCGUUGUCGUGGUUGGUGGCCACUUUCGGGAAGUGGUGGUAGAAGAAAUUGUUUUUGUCCGGGAUUUCAUCGAGCUUCCAUAAAUCUUUGAACGACUCGUUAUGGCGGUCGAAACACCGAUGCAGCUUGAAAUUGGCCAUCUGGAGAUAUCUCUGGACGCCUUCUGCCUCCAGAACUGGCGCAGACGCAUUCAACGACUCGCGGUCGUCCUUUUGUAACGAUAAAUCAUCAAACAUGAGUCUGAC